AUGAAUUUCUCACCUUGCGCCGUACACCAGCAGGUCACUAUCCUCAGUGAGUAUGGCUGCAAUUUGGCCUUCAAGUUGAAGGUGGGCAAGCAUGGCAUCAGCUUCGCCGGGCGCCUGUGCCUUGAUAACCGGUGCCUGACCAUCGAGGACAAGGACGGGCACAAUAUUCAACCUGGAACAACGCCCAACAAGGUCUGUGCAGACCGUAAUUCCGCGUCCGACCGCGACCCCUUUGUGCAGUCCAGCACCGUUUUGACUUCUGCGAGACUUGCAUCUAUUUCGCGACCAACAUCGGAGCACCGUAUUGAGUUGCCCAGCCAGUGA
Molecule: messenger RNA, 324 nt
Organism: Salpingoeca rosetta
Lineage: Eukaryota; Choanoflagellata; Craspedida; Salpingoecidae
Exons: 4
Coding region: 1-324 (107 amino acids)
Source: RefSeq, a predicted model, not a curated record